AUGGAAGCUAAGGGUUUUAGGGAUCGCAUUGAUGAUUUUUCUUCACUUGAUACAGUGAUAAUCGGUGUAUCAAAGGACAGCGUUAAGUGCCACGCUAAUUUUAAGGCAAAAUAUUCUUUACCGUUUUAUUUAGUUUCUGAUGAAAAUGCUGAAAUAUUAAAAAAAUAUUACGUAUGGGUAGAAAAAAGCAUGUUCGGUAAAAAGUACAUGGGUAUAGAACGCACUACUUUUCUAAUAGAUAAAAAAGGUAAAAUAGUGAAAAUUUGGCAGAAUGUAAAAUGGAGAGAACUAUUAAUUACAGUAAACGAUAGUGAUGGUUUAAAUGAAGUUAAUGUAAUUGAAAAAAUAAAGGAAAUUUUAAAAGCAGAACAUCAAGAUGUGUAUGAAGAGUGGGAAAACAACCAAUUUGAUGUAAAUUACCUAUUUUAUGUUGUUUAUGAUAAUGACUUACGUUCAGAAAGAGUUGAGAAAUAUACACUGCUGCACUUAGCUACUCGCAAUAAUCUGGAAAAUUUACUAGAUGCUUUAUUAAAAGCAAAAGGAGCUGCUAUAUCUAACAGUGAAAAGAUAAUAGGUAUUUUAUUAAAGUCAGGAAAAAUGAAUGUUAAUGCACAAAGCUGUGGAGGAUAUACUGCUUUGCACAUAGCUAUUUGCUAUCAAAGUUGGAAAGCAAUGGAUGUUCUCUUAAAAGAAAAAGAGAUAAAAUCUAAUACAGAAGAUAAAGAUGGUAGAACUCCUUUACAUAGUGCUAUAUCAGGUAACUGCGAUAGAGCAGUAUUGAAAAAGCUGAUAAAAGCUGGAGCAGGUAUUGAUGCAAAAAAUAACGAUGGCCAAACUCCUUUACAUCUUGCUGCUAAAAAUUGCAAUAUAGAUACAAUAGAAGCUCUAAUAGAUGAAGGAGCUAAUAUUAAUGAAAAAGAUAACAACGGCCAAACUCCUUUACAUCUUGCUAUUUUACAUUGCUUUUGUUACAGUACCGUAAAAACUCUAGUGAAAAAAGGAGCAGAUAUUGAUGCAAAAAAUAACGAUGGCCAAACUCCUCUACACCUUGCUGCGCGAGGUGGCAAGAUAGAUACAGUACUCACUCUAAUAAACAAAGGUGCUAAUAUUAAUAAAAAAGAUAACAAUGGCCAAACACCUUCGCAUCUUGCUGCUAAACAUAACAAAACAUGUACAAUGAAGAUUCUAAUAAACAAAGGGGCUAAUAUUCAUGUAGAAGAUAACAACAGCCACACUCCUUUAUGGCAUGCAAAUGGAAACGUAAAAGGUAUUUUAAUUGCAUCUAAUAAUAAGCAAGAAGAUAAAAAAGUUGUUCUUAAAACUGCAGCAUUGAGUGCUCUCGUAGUAGCAAUGGCAUCUGCAGUUGGUCAUGCUGCAUACGGAAUAUCCAUACCCAAUGUUCAGAUGCAAGAUCCAAUAUUAGAAAAAAAUAGUAAUUCUCCUAGGUACUAUGGAGAGAAUUUUAAAGAAGCCACACAAGAGCACCAACAAAGUUCACAAACCCUAUAA
Molecule: messenger RNA, 1509 nt
Organism: Sipha flava (yellow sugarcane aphid)
Lineage: Eukaryota; Metazoa; Arthropoda; Insecta; Hemiptera; Aphididae
Product: putative ankyrin repeat protein RF_0381
Exons: 3
Coding region: 1-1509 (502 amino acids)
Cellular component (GO): nucleus; cytoplasm
Molecular function (GO): antioxidant activity; protein binding; oxidoreductase activity
Source: RefSeq, a predicted model, not a curated record